Molecule: messenger RNA, 567 nt
Organism: Sphenostylis stenocarpa
Lineage: Eukaryota; Viridiplantae; Streptophyta; Magnoliopsida; Fabales; Fabaceae
Source: the annotation of a GenBank genome assembly
AUGAGGAGGAUCCCAAGCUGGGUGUCUUCUUUUGCAAUUCACAUUUUUCUUAUAGCUUCUAUUUCUGUUCCCUUCACACUAUCCCAACCUUCUUUUCCAUUGAAAGAUUGGGAUGGGGAUUUGGUAGACCAAAUAUGCAGAAAAACACCCUUUUACGACCUUUGCAGCUCCAUCCUGCACUUAAACCCUCUGAAUCCAAAACCUGAUCUCAAAGGGGUGGCCCUCUUGAUGGUGAACAACAUUGUGGCGAAUGCAACUGACACACUGAGUUACAUCGAGAGCCUGAUCAAGCAGACCUCAGACCGUGAGUUGGAGCAAGCCUUGUCCUUCUGUGCUGAGUCAUAUAUCCCACUUGUCAAAUACAUUCUCCCACAAGCUGCAGAUGCUAUAAGCCAAGGCCGUUUUGGCUUUGCCAGUUACUGCAUUUCUGAUGCUCUCAAAGACGUGAAUACCUGCGACAAGAAAUUCUCUGGCACAUCUCAGGCACCCUUAGGAAACAGAAACGACAUUGUGCAGAAGCUAGUGGAUGUGGCCUCGGCUAUAAUUAAACUACUACUAAAGGGUUGA